Messenger RNA from Silurus meridionalis, 2165 nucleotides. It is a transcript of the gene tle2c, whose product is annotated as TLE family member 2, transcriptional corepressor c. The record is from RefSeq and is a predicted model, not a curated record. Gene Ontology annotation, cellular component: transcription regulator complex; nucleus. Gene Ontology annotation, biological process: negative regulation of canonical Wnt signaling pathway; regulation of DNA-templated transcription. Gene Ontology annotation, molecular function: protein binding; transcription corepressor activity. Bases 479 to 1504 code for a protein of 341 amino acids. Lineage: Eukaryota; Metazoa; Chordata; Actinopteri; Siluriformes; Siluridae. The transcript is spliced from 14 exons.
ACUUUUCUGCCUUUCCGUAAGCUCGUGUGUGUGUGUGUGUGUGUGUGUGUGUUUGAGAGUGGGUGGCGGCAGUGCGCGUGCAGGUCAGCGCUGUUUACGUUUGUGUAGCACGGGGCGGCGGGAGACACGGAGCGCGCGCGCACCGUGGCUACGAACGGACAGUCACACACACACACAUACACACACUGCACACGCGCGCGCGUGCAACCCCGCGAUCGGGCGACACCGUGAGGCGGCGCGUAACAGACUCCGACACCGACACCACCACCACCACCGCUAGAACCGCCGCCGAGACGAAAAGAGCGUGCCUGGUUUUUGUUUAUUUGUUUGUUAGUUUGCUUGUUGGUUGUGUGUGUGUGUGUUUUUUUUUCUUCUUCCCCGUGCUUUCGAGGAACGCGUCACGUUCGUUGGCGCGCCGCUCGGAGCGGAGGAGCGUUUCCGGUUUCGGAACGCGUCGGCUGAGCAGCGCGCGCGCACCAUGUAUCCGCACGGGAGACCGCAGGCCCCGUUGGUGCCAGGCCAUGCCGGCAUGAAGUUUACUGUUCUGGAGACGUUGGACCACAUUAAAGAAGAGUUCCAGCUUUUCCAGGCUCAGUACCACAGCCUCAAGUUGGAAUGCGAGAAACUGGCCACGGAGAAGACAGAGAUGCACAGGCAUUACAUCAUGUAUUAUGAGAUGUCAUACGGACUGAAUAUCGAGAUGCAAAAGCAGGCGGAGAUUGUGAAGCGGCUCAGUGCUAUAUGCACUCAGAUUAUCCCUCUCCUGUCCCAAGAGCAUCAACACCAGGUGGCCCAAGCAGUGGAAAGAUCCAAGCAUGUAAGCAUGGCUGACCUAAAUGCUAUCAUAGGGCAACAGCAGCUCCAACACCUGUCCCAUCAUGCUCCAGGCUUCCCCCUGACACCACACCAGGCAGGCCUGUCUCUUGGACCGGGUGUCGGUCUCAUGGCUCUCCCAGGGGCUUUCCCCUUCCCACAACAUAUGGUGCCUAAAGACGACGUGACUCACCCCGAAUCCAUGGAUCCCAGAGAUGGUGCUCCAAACAGGAGUUUUGCCGACUCAGCUGCAAUGAGUCAGUCGAUGGGUCAGAGGCUGCCUCUGCCUUUAGGCUGCCCAGCCGAUUCUGCGCCAGACAGCAAAAGAAGCAGUGCAGAGGGAAAACCCCGAGUUCCCACACCCCGGGACAGAGAAGUGGAAAAAAAUGAGGACAGUUUGAAACGGGACAGCACUAAAGAGAAGAGCGUGUCUCCAACCGGAGGAUCUCCCAGGUCUGCUGAUGGGAAUGGCAUGGACAGCCGAAACUCCUCCAGAGACGCCCGGUCACCUUCCUCUGGCUUUUCGCACACCCCCACACCCAACCAGCACAAGAGUCCUCCUCAGGAGAAAGCACGCUCUCGUUCUCCAUCCCCGUCAUGUGAUGCUCCAUCUCCUGCACCACCUCCGCCUCCUCCAGCUUGUCCUCUGUCCUCCCCAGCAUGCGCUCCCUCUCCUCCUGUCCAGCACUAGGACCCACUCCGCUUUGUGGAGUGAGACGGGUGGGAGACGAAGUGGCCCUUCCUCAAGCAACCCACCCACCAAACCCAGCACACACCGGCUCCGUCCCAUAGUGCAACGGGGUUCGAGGACCAGAUGUCUUCCUGUGGAAUGUGCAUUUGUCCACCGAGUUUUGGAGCUGAACACAUUCUGUAUCCGCUACACUGCAGGGCCGUGUCAGGGGCACAGCUUAACAUGCCAAUCGAUCAGCUGUUCUAGUGAUUGACAGGUCUAUCAGCCAUUCAGGCAGCUGGAGUGCUGUGGCAAAGCUGAGAAUUUCGCAGUAAGCAAGUGAGAGCGAGUCCUGUUGACCCUCGAUAACCAUGGGAAAAUACAAACCUACCAAACUAAAGACAGAAACAGACUGAGACCCUUUAACAAGUCCUGUGUAAACACUGACCUUUAAGACUGUUGUGUAGCAGAACCGGAUCGUCUUUUGCAGAAGAAGGUGACCUUUAUAUUAUCUUUUAUACACUCGGAUUAUGCACUGGGAACUUGUCUUUGUGUUGUUGUUGGGUUUUUCUUUUUUCUUUCUUUUUGUGUUCCUCAUAGCAACAUGUGCAUGAGUAUGCAUAGAUCUGCUGGUGGACAUGAGCUGCAGAUGUUUGGCACUCUAAUAAAACUCUCAAAAUGA